UACGGAAAUACUUUUUCUGUACUAACGUUUACAAUUAAUAAUUUUUCAAAAUUCAUUAAACUGAAUUAAUUAAAAAUUGGACCUCGCAGUAGACUGUCAAAUCGCACUCUAAACACGGCAAUGAGAAUUCGCCGUAAACACGGCAAGCAAGAGUUUACAAAUGUUCAGUGGGAAUUAAUUACUGAAUUAAAAACCGGAGAAAUGUGCAAUUAACAUACAUAAAAUGAAACAAUUCUAACGCUUCUCCAAUUCGUAUUUUAAGAAAUGAAUGCGAGGUAUUAAUAUCAGAAUACGAUCGAUCUUACGUUGCAUCUGUCAGGUUAAACGGCUGGAUUGUUUUGUAUUCAGAUAAAAUACUGUAGAGUUCGUUUAAAUACUAAUUUCAUAGCGUAAAACAUAACAGGAAUAAAUAUAUUUCGAUUAUAUAAAAAUGUGAAUGAACUGUAAUACAAAUGUUCCAUGCUUCGAUUAAUAUGCAAACCUCUCGUUUCUUCUUGGUGCAUUAUUAAAUAUACUCUUCAUAUAUUUGUGAUCUUAUACUUUUUUCAACUGUUGCACUUUGCAUUUUGUUAACAGAUACCAGAGGAUUAAAAGGGCGGGCAAUGGGCACAUGGGAAAUAAAAAGACAUCAAAUAAACUUGUCAAUGACAGGAAUCAGUAUUACAUUUGUAACACUGAUGAGAUAACUUUUUCCCAUCGAGAGAGAUACCUAAUUUUCUACCUCUGAGAAAAGCAUAUAUUUGUAAACUGUGAAUUAUGAUUAACUGUUAAAUAAGUAGCUUAUUUUUAUCAAACAAGUGUAAUCUUAUAGUUCGAACUGCUGAAGAGAGAUUCAUCAUUGAAAACAUGAAUUCACUUUGCAAUACAGCAGCCAGAAAGUUGCAUUACAGGGGACAAGUUGAUGUAAUAGAUAUGCCGAUAAAAUUAGCUUGUGAUUACAAGUAUUUUCUCGUGUACGAGGACCAAGUAUCGAGAUUCAUUGUAUUGGAAGGUCUGCGUGAAAACACAGCGAACGAAGUAGCCGAGAGACUUCUAGAGGCAUUGGCUAUUAUCGGAGCACCACAAGUCUUGCAGAGCAGAAAUGGACGUAAAUUUGCGGAAGAAGUCGUGCGUGAAUUACGUCUAUUGUGGAAAGAUUUCAUAAUACUGCACGGAGAUAUGAGUGAAAUUACUGAACAGGACAGAGACUUUAAGAACUUGGUUGAAUCGUGGGUAGAGGAGAAUCCAACAAAAUCGUGGAAGCAAGCUUUAAAAUAUGUACAGAUCCUCCAGAAUACAACGUUUUGCUGUGCAGAUGGAAAGGUACCUUAUGACGCGGUGUUUGGAAGGAAUGUACAUGAAGAGUUUAAAAAACGAAUGGUAGUUUCGAGAGAAACUAUAUGGACAGAGGAAGAAUGGAUUAAUCUUUGCCUUAAUCAAAAGAAUAAUAUUAAGGCAGAAGAUAAUCAGCAGCCUGUCGAAAACUCAGUUUUUACAAACAUCAAAUACGAAGAUAGUUUAAAUGACUCUGAGAGCGAAGACUCUUCGGAUUUAACUCGCGAAGAUAGCGACAAGGUGCAAAUGGAUGCUCCCGAAUUUAAUUUCGUGAACGUGAAAAGUGAACCCAUAAACGCGCACACGGAAGAUUCAUUAUACGAAGAUGAAUCCGGUACGGACGAUAAAACACUAGAAGAGAACCAAUCGGAUUUGAAAUGCAAAGUUUGCCAGAAACAAUACAUGAGGCCUGGUCAUUUGAAAAACCAUAUGAAGACGCAUAGAAAAAGGAAAACGUUCGAAUGUAAACUGUGUAACAAAACGUUUCACGUCCAAAGUUUAUACGAGAAGCACUUGCGGCAGUAUCACGGACAAAAUAAGUUAUCCACAUUGACCAGAAGCAGAAGAAGCAAAGAACCGGCGUUGGACACGAGAGCGUCUAAAUUAAGAUGUUCCUCGGAUUCGAAUCUCGAUGAAACGAAUGAAUCUCGAAAGGAAAGGAGAAAACUGAUAACGAAUAAUAGAACGAUGAAAGUAAAUGGAGAGUCCGCUCUGAAAUGUUCAUAUUGCAAUCAGAAGUUCAGCUUCCCUAGCGUAUUGAAGAGACACAUGCGAUCGCACACUAACGAGAGACCCUACAUUUGCGACGUCUGCAAUAAAAGUUUCAAACAGUUGGGCCACCUUAGUCAGCAUUCGUUGACGCACAAGGAUUAUCGGUCUUUCCAUUGCGCCGUUUGCGGGAUAAAGUUCGAAUCUUUAGGGUCGUUAAAGAUCCACGCUCAGUCGCACAAGGAGGGUUACGUCUCGAACACUAAAGACGCGUUCCGUCUGUACGAAUGUGAUAAUUGCAAAAAAGUGUUCACGACUAAGAGCGUGUUGGAGCGGCAUAUAUUAACCCACUCUCACGAACGACAGUUCCCGUGCUUGAUCUGCGGGAAAAGGUUUAAGCAAGCGGGACAUGUAAAAUCUCACAUGCUGGUGCACACUGGCGAACGUAAGUUCGAAUGCUCGGUCUGCCAGAAGAGAUUCAGCCUCUCGAAUUCAUUGAAGAAGCACAUGUACGUGCACAACGGGGAGAAACCGUACCAGUGCGACGUGUGCGGCGCUCGGUUUCUUGAGAAGAGGAAUCUUAACGGGCAUCUGAUGACUCACACGAACGAGCGCCCGUUCCGGUGCAAGAUCUGCGGGAAACGCUACACGUUGGCGGACACGUUGCGCCGGCACAUAAGCGCAGCGCACGAAGACGGCCGCACGUAUCAAUGCGAGAUAUGCGCAAAGAUGUUUAAACAGCUCGCUCACCUGUCCGUUCACAAGAAGGUGCACAACGACGAGCGGCCGUUCCAGUGCCACUUGUGCGAAAAGAACUUUAAGCACAAGAACGUGCUCAAGUCUCAUCUGGCCAUUCACGCGAACGUUCGACCGUUCGAAUGCGACGUGUGCAAGGCCACGUUCGUGAGGAAGACGAACUUGCAGACGCACAUCGCAUCGGCUCACAUGAACGAGAGGCCGUACGUCUGCACGAUCUGCGGGAAACGAUUCAAACAGAUCAGUCACUUGAACGGUCACGUGGUGGUGCACAGUAAUCUGAUGCCUUAUCAAUGCGAUUUCUGUGAUCGGCGAUGUAACAGGCUCGAUAAUCUGAAGAAACAUAUGCGUCUUCAUAAAAAGAACCAAGAACAGACGGUGUAAGGUAAUUGCCGGCACCGUCGAGAUCUAUUUGUAUUAUCAUGCAUGCGUAUCCUCCUUUAACGAUCUGACAUUUUUUAAUCGAGCAAAUUUUGUUUAUAAUCCCGUACAACUUACAAAUUUGAAAUAUUUUUGUAUCUCACCGAAGAAACGCGAAGUGUUUAAAUGCUCUAUUCUUUUGGAAGUAGUUUGAUAAAUGGUUUAUUUUUAAUAGAACGUCUCUGGUCAUAAAUGUAUUAAAAAUGGCAAUGAAAAUUCCAAAAGAAUACAACAUGACAUUUCUCUUGUAUUUUAACUAUCCGUAUGUGUACAUAGUAAUCUCAAUCCAGUUGCAAUCUAAAAAUUUAUAGUCACGAUGGGUUGCUCUGAAAUGAAUUGUGUCUUUUAAAACUUUUUCUGUAUUCUAAGAUUUUAAGAAUCUUACGUUCCCAGCGAAGUUGAUUUACAUCGCAGUAAAGGAUUUGUCAUUGUGUUAUUUUCUAAAUAAAUAUUAUAAUCUAUUUUUGCCCUGA
Molecule: messenger RNA, 3671 nt
Organism: Ceratina calcarata
Lineage: Eukaryota; Metazoa; Arthropoda; Insecta; Hymenoptera; Apidae
Product: zinc finger protein 85
Exons: 2
Coding region: 847-3162 (771 amino acids)
Biological process (GO): regulation of transcription by RNA polymerase II; DNA integration
Cellular component (GO): nucleus
Molecular function (GO): DNA-binding transcription activator activity, RNA polymerase II-specific; RNA polymerase II cis-regulatory region sequence-specific DNA binding
Source: RefSeq, a predicted model, not a curated record